AUGCCUUUAUUAAAUCUAAUUAAAAGUAAUGGUAGUACUUUUGAAUGGUUCAAUUCCAAUUUAAAAGAAGUUGAAGACGACAAUGGAAAUAUAUUUAAUCAAAUUUGGGUAAUUGUCGAUCGUUUCUCUAAAUAUGCAUUGAUUCCGACUCAUAAUACCUAUAAAUCCGGAUUUGUAUAA
Molecule: messenger RNA, 180 nt
Organism: Heterostelium album PN500
Lineage: Eukaryota; Evosea; Eumycetozoa; Acytosteliales; Acytosteliaceae
Exons: 1
Coding region: 1-180 (59 amino acids)
Source: RefSeq, a predicted model, not a curated record